Biomphalaria glabrata is the source of this 2130-nucleotide messenger RNA. RefSeq lists its product as uncharacterized. The record is from RefSeq and is a predicted model, not a curated record. Lineage: Eukaryota; Metazoa; Mollusca; Gastropoda; Planorbidae. The transcript is spliced from 2 exons. Bases 93 to 617 code for a protein of 174 amino acids.
GUUAUCAAAUUACGGAUAGCUGUUUUAAGAUUAUUCCGGUUUAAAUCUCCUUACGUUAAUGUUUAUAGCGGCACAACGCGACUACAUCCAUAAUGUUAAUAAUUUCAGUAGGCCUAUGUGUUUUGUACCUAGCAUCACAAGUACACGCAGGUGUUGAUCUCAUUCCAUCUGAUGAUGAACAACUACUGAACACUAAAGUACAUGUAAAUGUCUCCCCUCCAUACAUCAUUAUUGGCCUGGCGACAGAAGUCACGGUGCAGUGUACUUUCAGAAGAGAUGAGUUACUUUCCAUGUCUUCCAUCGUAUCCCUGGUCAUCGCACGAGCAAACCAAACUGACCAACCACUAUUUCAUGACCUCGUCUCCAUCGAUGACGUAGACGGACACGCCCACAACCUCUCACAGGAUAUAAAAGUCGUAUCCGGAUCAAUAGACAACAAUGGCGAAUCCACCUUGCAGUUAAAGUUCAGGUACCCAGACUCUAACCUAACCGGGCUUUUCAAGUGUGUUGUGUCCGGCUUUGAUCAGAUUGGAAAACCAGUAACAGAGGACGCCUUCAUAGAUGUGCUACCUACAAGUGUGACCGAUCUAUUUGAAUUUAUCCAAACUGCAAAGUAGAACAUGAUUGCGUUAGAAAAGACAGUGAACCAACUGCAACAAUGUAUCGACAAAUUUGUGGUAUAUAAUAAAAGCGAGACAUUUCCAUCAAUGGCGUCUGACUUUUAUGCUUCAGACUUGUUUCAGGACCACAGAUACUAUCUCACGAAAGGCAUCGAGAUAUUCAAUUACACAGAAGCGCAAAGCGAGUGCGAAAGGUUUGGAGGAUAUCUCCUGGAACUUGAUUCCCACGAUGAGUUCCUCUUCGUUAAAAACUUCAUCUUAAAAAUUAGCACUAACAAAUCCGUGUGGACUGGAGCCACCGAUGACGGGCAUGAAGGAUUCUGGGUGAACCAGCAUCACGCCAGGGCAGGAUUGAGCUUUGACUGGUACAGAACGCAGCCUUCUCCUGGUCUGGGCUCCCACUGUCAGUGCUUCAGCAUCUGGUACGACUGGAAGCUAGAGGUCUGCUACUGUUACUACGAUAGCAAGCAACGCUUUGACGCAAGUUUCGUCUGCGAGAUACCUGAACCAAAGUGUUAGUAGAAAACAUGGAAUUUGUUAUACCUGAGAUUGUGUAUAACUUGACAUGGAAUGUGCCCAAAGCAUCGGAUGGUGAAUAAAUAACUUGACAAAGAAUAUGUUAUUCCGAAGCCUCAGAUUGUGUAUAACUUGACAUGGAAUGUGUCCAAAGCCUCGGAUGGUGAAUAAAUAGCUUGACAAAGAAUAUGUUAUUCCGAAGCCUCAGAUUGUGUAUAACUUGACAUGGAAUGUGUCCAAAGCCUCGGAUGGUGAAUAAAUAACUUGACAAAGAAUAUGUUAUUCCGAAGCCUCAGAUUGUGUAUAACUUGACAUGGAAUGUGUCUAAAGCCUCGGAUGGUAAAUAAAUAGCUUGACAAAGAAUAUGUUAUUCCGAAGCCUCAGAUUGUGUAUAACUUGACAUGGAAUGUGUCCAAAGCCUCGGAUGGUGAAUAAAUAACUUGACAAAGAAUAUGUUAUUCCGAAGCCUCAGAUUGUGUAUAACUGGACAUGGAAUGUGUCCAAAGCCUCAGAUGGUGAAUAAAUAACUUGACAAAGAAUAUGUUAUUCCAAAGCCUCAGAUUGUUUUUAACUUGACGAACAUAUACAUUACGCGAGACAAGCUAUUUAAAAUGUGUGGGACAGAAGUUGUAGUAGAUCGAUGAAUACAGGGCCGGAUUUAAGGUAGGGAAGACGGGGUUACAGCCCCGGGAAAUCCACAAGAGAGGGGCCUCCACCAAAAGCUAUAAUAGGCUAUAUCGAAUUUCUACAAAUCAGAACUUGAAUUUGUUCUCUAACAUUUAUUUUCGCAUAUUUACGGCAGGACAAACUGUCGGGAUUAAAAAGUGUACAACUAGAGUAUUGUUAGAUAGCUAGUUUAGUGUUUACUGACAGUGAACGGAUAUUUUAGAAUGACGACAUAGACUUUGGGGUUAGAGGUUAAGAUUAACGUGUAGAGAUCAGUUACCGCUAGAUUCUCAAGGGGAUAACAUCGUUCUAUAGUGACAGGCUAGAC